Drosophila mauritiana is the source of this 309-nucleotide messenger RNA. RefSeq names its product larval cuticle protein 65Ag1 (gene Lcp65Aa). Lineage: Eukaryota; Metazoa; Arthropoda; Insecta; Diptera; Drosophilidae. Gene Ontology annotation, cellular component: chitin-based extracellular matrix. Gene Ontology annotation, molecular function: structural constituent of chitin-based larval cuticle. The coding region runs from base 1 to 309 and encodes 102 amino acids. The record is from RefSeq and is a predicted model, not a curated record. The transcript has a single exon.
AUGAAGUGCAUACUUGUGUUCACCUGCCUUUCAAUUGCCAUGUGCCUAGCUGCUCCCGCUCCGGAUGCAGAGAUUGUUGACCUGGUGUCCGAUGUCAAUGCCGAUAGCUAUAGCUACAAGUUUGAGACAAGCGACGGCACCAAGCAGGAGCAGCACGGCUCCCUGAAGAGCCUUGGUCCCGAGGAGGAUGUCUUGCAGGUGGCCGGAUCCUUUAGCUUCGUAGGAGACGACGGACAGACGCAUGCCAUCAGUUACGUGGCUGAUGAGAACGGAUUCCAACCCCAGGGCGAGGAUAUUCCCCACCUAUAA